CCCUUUCCCUAACCUCUUCCAAUUUCACACGUUUGACACUUUGCCUCCCAAAAUUUCCGCACAUCCCCACCUUCUCCCUUCCUUCGAACCGCCACAGCCUUCCCCUUCUUCCUCCGAUCAAUUUUGCUUUGAAAGAAGAUGGAAGCUGGAAGCUGUUCGUCGCCGCCAACACCCGACGAAGCCAACCCUCGUCCCCGGCAACCCCCCGUCGAAGGCAACCUCCUCCCCGCCAACCUCCGUCGAAGGCGGCCAUCAUCGUUGCGCAUUCCAAGGUGCGAACCCCCCCCCCCCCCCCCCACCGAAGCCGUUUAUUUUGUCUCAAUCGAAAAAUGGUGUGAACCCCGCUUUCUUCCAUGGCCGAAAGAUCCGGUGUUUGUGACGUGACGGUUAUGGCCUUUGCCGAGUCAUUGAUGCAGAACUUGUAAUUGCAGCCCGAGUGUAAUAUGAAAACAUGGCAGCGAAAAGAUGUGCAUUUGCAAUGAGGCUCUGGACUUUGAGGAAGAUCCACUCAGACUACUUUGGGUCUACAUGUUUAGUGUAGGAUGAGUUUGGUUGUAAAACAUUGAUGUAACCUUACUAUGGAGUACAUUUUUUUGGUGCUCA
This is a messenger RNA of Cuscuta epithymum, 603 nucleotides long. The record is from the annotation of a GenBank genome assembly. Lineage: Eukaryota; Viridiplantae; Streptophyta; Magnoliopsida; Solanales; Convolvulaceae.